Nymphalis io (European peacock) is the source of this 3444-nucleotide messenger RNA. RefSeq lists its product as uncharacterized. The coding region runs from base 455 to 3133 and encodes 892 amino acids. The record is from RefSeq and is a predicted model, not a curated record. Lineage: Eukaryota; Metazoa; Arthropoda; Insecta; Lepidoptera; Nymphalidae. The transcript is spliced from 11 exons.
UUGAUUUGUUUACAAGGAACGAAUUGGGAGACUUUGAGUAUACUUCGGUAUAGGUAGGUCUCGCAACCUUGUCAAAACGAUCGAGAUAAUAUUCCGACUUAAUUACUUCUUUACGUGCUGAGGUGUUUAUCAACGAAUCGUGCCAGCUUAUAUACGCCCCGGGCGAAGUUUUGAGGGCCUUAAAAGCUUAAUUACUCGCGGAGCGAACUGCUUUAUCGAUUGCACAUCCCUUUUGUAUCCUUUCGUGUUAAGUGUACGGGCUACUAAUUCGAUAAGGAUUGAAAAAUGCGCGGAGAUUUCACUAUGAGUUUUAGUGACAAUGAAACGACCGAUCGGUUUGUAAAGGCUUUUUCGCAAUGGAAAAAGGAGUGAUUGUGUUUUGAAGUGUAUUUAAAAUAGCAUCAGUCAUGUAUGGGAUGUUGAAUAUUGGAUGGAAUGAAGGUAAUAAGGUGGAAUGGACAACGGUAGGCUGGAAACGGUCCCUCCUGGGACUGUACACUUGGACACUGUAAGGUCACUCCAUCAAACUGUGGUGUCUCUAAGAACCGCUCUCGAAGUGUCUAAGAAUGAACUUAAAGAAUUGAAAGAAAAGUAUCAGGAACAUUCACGUUGUAUAGAGUAUGCUGAUGUUAUAGAAAAAUUAACUUUGGAGAAUCACAUUCUGCGACGUAAAAUAAUUGACUCUGAUGAUAUAGGAAAUAAAUCUCAUCAGAACUUCAAUUUAAAGGUUUCUUACACCCCUAAAGGAGAUAAAAUUGACGAUAGUUAUAGGAGUGAAGUUUUAAUUAAAACGGCGUCUACUGAUGGAGUAGUGGAGGAUAUAAAUAAUAAAUUAUCUGAACUCAAAAGUUCCGAGAAUUUGGAAGAAAUAAUUGAAGAGUCCAAAUCUGAAACGAUAGUAUCAGACCGUUCUAACUUUCCUGUUGCUACCAGCAGUCCAAUUGAUAAUAAUUCUAAUAGUCAAGUCUUUGUUCCUAAAGAAAAAUCUGAUAUAAACACACCAAGUUUCAAAACGAAAUUGGAACUGUUGUCGAAAUUUGAUGUUAGGAUUAAAGUAAAGACUUUGAAAGAGGGUAGUGUAAAAUCUAGCACUACAUCUGAUAGUGAUUCUACGACUACGAGUGAAGAAAGAAAAGAAAAAUCAACUGAAAAAGCUGCUGAGACAGACAAAUACCACUUUGAAGAGCAGAGAGAACAUUUCCAAAACAUAAAAAAUCAUAAAGGUGAUAAGGUGAAUUUCAAAUCCGUUUCAACGGAAAAUAUAAAAAUGGCAGUGCCAAAUGAAGCAGAAGUCAAAUCUAAAACCGAUAAGUUUGAUGUACAAGUACGCAUCACAUCGGAAGACAAUCUCGUAGUAACAGAAACUAACGAGAGGUCGAGAAGAAAAGAUACGUUAAACUUGGACGUGGACAAUUUAAGUCUUCGAUCAAUGUCGGAAGGCGACAAUUCAGUUUUCUCUGAAAGCGGAACAACGCCAAUGGGACAAAAUACAGCACCCGAUGAUAAACGAGAUCAGGAAAAUGGUAGCGGCAACGAGUCCGAGGAAGUCGACGAUAUAGAACUUAUAUUUACGACGGACGAGUCGAAGGACAUGAGCAAUUUGCAGGAAGAUCUCGUUUCCAUACGAGAUACUGAUCAAUGGGUACCUGCUUCUGCUUCUACCACACAUUCGACACCGGUUCUGAUCAAGUUUCAUACCUUAGAUCCAGACUUCCAACCGGGAAGUGAAAUCAGUAAUAUCACAAAAGAAAAUCAAGAAAACAGUCCAUGCUAUGCAAACGAACCGUCGCUUAGAAUGAAAAGAGUAUCUUUACCUAACGACAAAGAUAUAAAACACGUUGGUUUUAACGAGAAAGGAACUCUAGAACUGCCCGGUCGUGGAAUACUGAAGAGUUACGAUAACAAGUCUGAUAAUAUGCUGUACAGGCGUAGUCCAAAUGCAAGUUCCAGGAGACUUGAUAGCAUUGAUAGCCUGACAUGCGAAUACAAUCGUGGACUCAGCUUUGAUAAUACAAAGUCCUCGAGCUUCGAACUAGGAUCUAGUCUAGACGUCUUACAUAGAGAGGAGAGUGUUGACAGUUUUCAAAGGCCAAGAAUGGGACAUCGGUUUUCCGUGUUCGCAGAAACUGAUAUAUCGAAAUGUGGCAUUUCAGAGGACGAUCUUGCAAGCAAUCUGAAUUUGAGGCGCAAUACUUGUCCUAAUCCAUUUCAAUAUAGACCCGUGAUGUCUCGUACUGGAGCCCGCACUGGGUACAAAGCCAUCGGUCGACCUCGACCAGUGGUGUACCAGGGAUUCGCCCCUCGGCGAGAGAAUGCUGCACAGACUGAUAUGUCCGCUCUGCCGCCAAAGUGGACUUCGGAUGGCUAUUUAGCCUAUAAGAUGAACUCGAAUCAUCCGACGGUGGUGCCCACUCUACCACAACGCACGAGCACCACUCGUAGACUCACCAUUCCGGACGCGCGACCACCGCCACCACAACGACGCACCGAUGAGGCGCGUCGGGUCCUUCUCAGUGAUAUUGGAUUUACGUCCAUGGUGCCUGAGUUGUCACGCUCAGCCGAGCCGCUGUGGACACGACGAGCUACCGGUGUUCACGAUCCUUCUCAAUCACCCUCCAGAUAUCGCUACCGUUCGCCGUGUCUGAGCGUAGAUCGAAGCAAUGAUUGGAGCCAAACAGCAAACAUCGCUUCCGUUAAAGGUGUAUCUUGGCGCGGUUCGCUACCCGACGUUCGUCGGGAUGACACUGAUGAACUUCUACAAGAGACCGAAGCUUUCCUACGUCGCUCUAUAGAUAACCUGUGCUCAACUUCGCUUGAAAUGGACAGUUCUGGUGAACGAUCUGGUCACCCGUACAUCCCGGCAGAGGCGAGGCAGUUGCGUCUCGGGCACGCUGUGAAACUGAUAACCCCACAAGGGAGACUUGCUGUAGGACGCGUCAGAUACGUCGGUCUCGCAGGCGGUACUGCUGCAAAUAGCGGUAUCGUGGUCGGCGCGGAAUUUUCACUGUCUCUGUACCCAGGAAUGCCACGUAAUGAUGGUACCUAUAAUGGAAGGCGGUAUUUCCUCACUCCGCCGCAAUAUACUGCACUUUUUGUGCCAUUCUCGAAGAUAGUUAUGGCUUGGGCUAACUAGACUUGAAGUCAGAUUUUGAUAUCAGGCUCGAAGGACCAUUUUUAGACUUUUCAAAUAAAUGUGAAGUUCAUGUUCAUUUAUAUUAAUGUGUUGUCUUUAUAAUCAUUAUAUGUCUUCGUAGAAAGGCCUAAUUAACGCAUAUUAUGUAAUAUUUAGACGGGGGAAUACUGGCUGGAAUUGUUGAAGGAAUGUGAAUGAAUUAAAAAAAAGGUGAUGGCCUUGAAGUCAUUUAAAAAUAAUAUCUACAGUAUUAUUAAGGUUUAUUUUUGAUAACAGUAAUAAGUAGCCGCUCGUUUGCUUUUGGAAUUAAA